GUGGAAGGCCUCGACUGUAGAUUUUUAUCAAUGAAAAAUUACGCAUUCUAUCGUAUUGAUGAAAACAACAAUAACUGUAUCGUUUGCAUGUUCGUACUUACGAUUCCUGUUUUCGGAUUAAUUACCUUCUUAACCAGUGAACUAUGGCUUCAAAUAUUAAUGUGGACAAACUGGCGGUCUCCGGAGAAUUUUCGUUGCCCCAAAUAUGCCGUCUGUGCUUACAGAAACUGGAAGCCGACUCAUCGGUUAACUUGUUUGCGGUAAAUUUUUCCAUUCGCCCGUCCCAGAUGAUAAUUCGCUGUGCGGCCAUCGAAAUCGACGAACACGAUGGGCUACCGCAUGCGAUCUGUAACGAUUGUUUCUACAAACUGGGCAUUGCAUACGAGUUUCGAACACGCUGCGAAGCCUCGGAUCAGCAGCUUCGAGCGUAUGUCGUCAACCAGCGCAAAUUGGCCGCUCCUCAGCUGGAUGUUGUGCGGGAUGAGGAGAUCUAUGAAGCUAUGAACGCCAUAUUGGAACCGAAUGAAACGGCUGUAGAAACCAGUCCAAGGAUUAAAGUCAAAAAAAAAUAUCCUGUAAUUCAGAAGAAGGCUAAAUUGGAUGAAUUACUGGUAAAGCACAAUGCAAAAUUGAAAGAAGAACGAUCGAAAUUUAAGAUUUUCCUGCAAAAGCGCAUUCGCCGUAAGAAUAAUGAAUCGGUGGUAAAAAAAGGAAAAUUUCUGGAUAAACCGGAACAGUGUUUCAUCUGUGGCAAAUCUUUCAACUACAGUGGUUAUUUGAAGGCUCAUCAGCGAAUUCAUACAGGAGAGAAACCUUACGAGUGUCAGAUUUGCCAUCGGAGAUUCGCUCAAGCCGGUAAUCUUUAUUUGCAUAGAAGAACACAUUUGGAUGAGAGGAAAUAUCAAUGCGAAAUUUGUAGCAAACUUUUUAAAACUUCUAGUAAUUUGCAUGCCCAUCGUAAAACUCAUUCAGAGGAGCGAGAUCAUUUGUGUAGCUUAUGCAAUCGACCCUUUAAAACAGCCAUAGAAUUGCGCAAACAUAUGGAAAUUCAUUCAUCCAUCAAAAACUACGUUUGUCAAAUUUGUAACAAAUCUUUCAACAAGCAGGCAUAUUUAAAUAGUCACAUCAAAACUAUUCACAUCGGCGUGAAAGGCCACAAGUGUCAAGAUUGUGAAAAAAUCUUCUCGAAUAGCUCAAACUUGAUAGCUCAUAGGAGGAUACACACCGGUGACAGGCCUUAUGAGUGCAAAGAAUGCGACUCAAAGUUCACACAAUCGCCUUCACUAUUGCGACACAUUAAGGCCAAACAUACACCAAAAAUUACGAAACCAAUGGUCCCAGAACCGCCCCUGGAGCCUUCCAUCGAAGUGGACGAAAAUCGUUCUCUGGACAGCGCUGCAAGUUCAGAGUUGUCCGUUGCCACAUCAUUGAUCGAAAACCAAACCAGUUAUAUGUCCUACAUGCCAAAUUACAGUCAUCAGCCUCAACUGCAGAUGGUUCCCAAUCAACACAUUCAGAUGCAACAACCUGCGACGACUGCCAAUAAUCUGUACUCAUCGAACGAUCUCUACCAAUUCCCAUCGGCCGGAUCAUCCAACCAUCCUUCUCACCAUUACCAGCAACAACAUUUGGACGUUGGAAGCUACGAUCUCUGCUACUCAAUGCCGAACCACAGCACGGUUCUCAAUCCUAGUUUGAUCAAUCCUCAGCCAACCUACAUAUUCGAUCAAUAAAAGUGUCAAUUCCGUUUCUCAAAAAAAAAAAAAAAAAUAUCGAAACGC
Messenger RNA from Uranotaenia lowii, 1781 nucleotides. Its product is annotated as zinc finger protein 391-like. Gene Ontology annotation, biological process: regulation of transcription by RNA polymerase II. Gene Ontology annotation, cellular component: nucleus. The record is from RefSeq and is a predicted model, not a curated record. The coding region runs from base 144 to 1733 and encodes 529 amino acids. The transcript has 3 exons. NCBI's taxonomy places the organism in Eukaryota, Metazoa, Arthropoda, Insecta, Diptera, Culicidae. Gene Ontology annotation, molecular function: RNA polymerase II cis-regulatory region sequence-specific DNA binding; zinc ion binding; DNA-binding transcription factor activity.